AUGACUCAUACAAUGAGCUGGCGAGCUUUGACGGCGGUUGCUCUCACAGCCACCACCGUCUCUGCCUAUCCUUUCCAAUCAUACAACCAUGUCUCUCGUUCACACAAAGACGUCUACUGUCCUGUAUCCGAACUCUGCACAUGGGGAAGCUGUACCACGACUACCAUCGGUCUUGAUCCCAAGAACUGUGGUGCGUAUGGCAACUCAUGUGAAGCGGGAGAGAUCUGCGUUGCUGGCGAAUGUCAGCCACUGGAUAUAGAAACAGAAAAGUGCGACAAUGCAUGCAAGCCUGGCCAGUGGUGCCAUGAUGGCAAGUGUGUUGCCAUUGAGAUUGCAGCCAACCCUCGCCUCUGCGGCAAAGAUCACCAAGACUGCGGCGCAGGAGCCAUCUGCGUUAAUGGACAAUGCCAAAUACUCGAUAUCGAUCCCGAAUCUAAAUCCUGUGGACCCAAAAAGGUUGCUUGCGAUGCCGGAACCUGGUGUCUUGACAACAAUUGUAUCCCAUUCAUACUCGGAACAUACCCUCAAUCCUGCGACAAGAAAACUCCCUGCCCUCUUGGCUCGUCCUGCCACCACGGACAAUGUCAACAAAUCUCCAUCUCUGCCGAUAUUUACAAGUGCGGUGAAUCUGCCAAGAGCUGUACCGCUGGCCAGCUCUGUGUUUCUGGAUCUUGCGAGUUCCUCUCAUUCACAGAAGAGAAAUACCAAACUGAAGCUUGUGGCAAAUCUCAUGGACCUUGUGACCCUGGCUUCUUCUGCUGGGAGAGUGAGUGCCUACCUAUCAGCAUUUCGACUGAUGGCUCUUACUGUGGUAAGAGCGCUAAGGGAUGUGGCGCGGAUGAGAUUUGUGUCUCUGGCAUCUGCGCCAAGAACCUCUUCAGAGAGGCCAGCACACCCGUAGUUGUCUGCACUGCGGACUCCUCAGGAUCAAGUGCCAGACCUCAAGGACCCUAUAGUUCUGGUGGCAAAUCAUCAAACCAGGGAUCUAACAGAAAGGGGGGCUCUUCAGGUAAGGGCACCUCUGGCGGAUCCUACCAAAAUGGUGGUGCGUCGGGCCGCCCUGGUGGUAAGCCUUAUGGAAGUGGCUCAUCGCCAGGAGGCUCUUAUAACGAGGGAGGAUACUAUGUGGAUGGAUCUGGAAAGCCCCAGUAUGGUGAUGGUAACGGCAACGGUUACUAUCCUGGAACAGGCACUGGACGUCCAGGCUCCGGAAAUGGUAACAAGGGAGGUUCAAGCAACUUCGGACCUGGUCGUCCAGGUCCAGGCAGCGAUGGCAAAGGCUCCCCUGCUCCAGCUUGCGAUCCCGACUGUUCCUCUAAUGAGAUUUGUGUUGCAGGCGAAUGUCUUACCGUCUCCGAUCCUCUGUCCUGUGGUCCCUCUUCCGGUCUAUCCCGUCGCCAAAGACAGGAGUGCCCAUCAGGUUUCGCUUGCAUCAAUGAUCGUUGCGUCCCAGUCGACAGUCCUAUUGACUGUGGUGGAUCAGAUUGUCCUUUCAACUAUGCUUGUAUCAACGACGCUUGCGUGGCGCUUGGAGAUCCCGCCGACUGUGGUGGUGAUGUUUGUGCCAGCGAUGAAAUCUGCUUGGCUGAGACUUGCACGUCGAAUCCGGAUCUGGCGAGCUGUAUUGACAUUGUGUGUCCUACUGGACAGAAAUGUCUCGCAGGUGACUGUGUUCCAGCCGGUAUCAACGGUAACCCUCAGGGUAACGGUGGUCGACCCGGCGGCGAUAUCGGUGGAGACGGAGAUCGGCCUGAUGCUCAACCAUCACUGACCGUUACCGUUUCUGGAUCUGUCACUGUUAUCCCCAACCCUGAUGCCACAGAUGGCACUUCAGGUUCCACGACUGAUAUUCGAGGCCAGCCUGAGGACAAUGAUCGUACUACAACCUUUGGCGUCAUCACUGAGGGAAGCACCACCAUCACAUUUCCUAUCAACCCUACUCAGACCGGCAUUGCCUGUUCCGUUGAUAGCGAUUGUGUUCUCGAUACCGCAUUGUGUGUCGUUGCCGGUACCAACGUCUGCAUCUGCCAGGAUGAUGUUUGUGUUGUUGAUCCAGAUCUUACUCCAGGUGGCCCAACUAACACCGGAGGUAAUGAACCAGCAACCACGGAUGACUUCCCUGCCUUGCCAACUGGAACCACGACCUGCACUACUGAUGAGGAUUGUCUCGCCGACAGCAACGCCUGCCUUUUCAACAACCAGAACAUUUGCCGCUGUAUCGAUGGUAUCUGCGUCCAGCAACCCAUUACCGGAGACCCCCAAGGAAGACCUACCUCUAACAACGACCCUGAACUAACUACUCUCGAUGGACCCGACGGCGAGCCGACGGCCACUAUUACAUUGACAGGAGACGACACUGACUUGACCACGCUUGAUGGGCCCGAUGGCGAACCAACUGCCACGGUCACCCUCACUGGUGGUAAUGAGCCAACUGAUGGUCCUGAGGUGACUACACUAGACGGACCAGAUGGAGAACCUACUGCGACUGUUACUCUCACUAACGGAGAUGACCCUGAACUGACGACGCUUGAUGGACCGGACGGCGAACCCACCGCAACGGUUACUCUCACAGCAACGGAGCCAGCGGCUACAGAGACUGAGUUCCCGUGCAUAACAGAUGACGACUGUCUAGCUGAGCUUGGUCUUUGCACCACCGAUGGUCUCGUCAAUCUCUGCGUCUGUGUAGACGCAGUCUGUGUUCUUCCUGACCUAGUUACUGCGACUACGACUGGAGACGGUGGUGAUGGAGAACCCACCGAGGCCGCUACCACCACCGAUGGAGGUAUUGCACCUACACCCACUACUGCAUGCCAGACCGAUGAUGACUGCGUUGCGAACGCUGAUCUUUGUGUCGUUGAACUAGUCAACUUCUGUGUCUGUGUAGACGCAGUAUGUGUCAUCCCUGACCCUGCUGAUGCGACUACUGCUACAGAAGGUGGUGGUGAGCCAACGGAUGCCGCUACCACAACCGAUGGAGAAAUUGCGCCCACGCCCACAACUGCAUGCGAUACAGCCGAUGACUGUGCUGCCAACGCCGCUCUCUGCCUGGAUGGCCUCAUCAACAUCUGUAUUUGCGUUGACUCUGUCUGUGUCGCUACACCCGACGGUGAUGCCACUACAAGCGGAGUGGUGCCUACAGAGACAGCUACGCCUUCCUGUUCCUCAGCCGAUGACUGUACCGUCAACAUUGAUCUUUGUGUAAUCCUGGGACUUAACCUUUGCCUUUGCGUCGACGGCAUUUGUGUUCCUGGCAAUGGUCCAGAUGAUGGAGAUGACGGUUCUACCUGCACUGACAAUAGCGAAUGUACCACACCAGGGUCUAUAUGUCUUGACAGUGGUAUUUGCGGACCUGACCCUGAUGACCCGGAUACGACUUCUUGUUCUACAGCGGACGAUUGUUUGGCCAAUACUGCCCUUUGUGUAGACGGACUACUCAACCUCUGUGUCUGUGUGGAUGCCGUCUGUGUGUCUCUGGGUCCAGGGAAUGGUGGUCAAGAUGGGUCUGCUUGUACUGACAAUGAUGAUUGUACCACAGCCGGUUCAAUCUGUCUUGACAGUGGCAUUUGCGGACCUGACCCUGAUGAUCCUGACACGCCUUCUUGCAACACAGCUGCCGAUUGCACUGCCAACGUCGGUCUAUGCCUUGACGGCCUGAUUAAUCUGUGUCUCUGUGUCGAUGCUGUCUGCGUGCCUGCUCCUGGAGGAGGUGGCAACGAUGGAGAUAGCUGCACAGAGAACGACGACUGUACCACCGCAGGCUCCGUGUGCUUGGAUAGUGGUGUCUGUGGACCCGACCCGACGGAUCCUGGUACAACGUCUUGCAGUACCGCUGAUGAUUGCGCUGCCAAUGCCGGUCUCUGUCUUGAUGGUCUUCUCAACAUCUGCCUCUGUGUUGAUGCUGUCUGUGUUGCAGCACCUGGAGGAGGUGGUAAUGACGGGGAUGUCUGUACAGACAAUGGUGACUGUACUACUCCUGGCUCUGUAUGCUUGGACAGUGGUGUUUGUGGACCUGAUCCUACCAACCCUGGCACAACCACUUGCAAUACGGCUUCUGACUGCACUGCCGAUGUUGGGCUUUGCCUUGAUGGCCUGCUAAAUCUUUGUGUUUGCGUCGAUGCUGUUUGCGUUCUUCCUGGCGGUGGCGGUGGCGGCGGCGGCGGCGGCGGCGGCGGCGGUGCUGAUGGUGCCACUUGCGAUGUCGACAGUGAAUGCACUUCUCCUGGAUCAGAAUGUAAUAACGGCGUCUGCGGUCCUCCACCCUCUGGUGGCGGAGACACGAGUUGCAGCACAGCGAGCCAAUGCACAGCUAACGCGGGUCUGUGUCUCGAUGGUCUUAUCAACAUCUGCCUUUGCAUAAACGGACUUUGUGUUGUGCCGGGAUAA
This is a messenger RNA of Fusarium poae, 4383 nucleotides long. RefSeq lists its product as uncharacterized. Bases 1 to 4383 code for a protein of 1460 amino acids. The record is from RefSeq and is a predicted model, not a curated record. Lineage: Eukaryota; Fungi; Ascomycota; Sordariomycetes; Hypocreales; Nectriaceae. The transcript has a single exon.